GGAGACACCACGGCUUAGGGAGCUCCUCAACAGGUCUGAUCCAGAGAGAGGAAAGCGACAGAGUGCUGGACACGUGGGGAGUGACCCAAGUAUCCCAAGUUGAGCCGAAUACGGGGCAACUCUGCAGACUAUCGGGAUGAACUUACGCCUGGUGCAGAUCUGGGGCUUCCUGUUGACCGUGCUGGGCUGGAUCUUCAUGGCGUGCUCCCUGGCCAUGGAGGGCUGGAAGAUCACCUCCAUAGGGGGCAUGGGUGGCUCGUCCAUUGUCAAAGUGGCCUGGUACUGGUCCAGCCUUUGGAGGUCCUGCUUCACGGACUCCACUGCCGUCACCAACUGCUAUGACUUCCCGGUUCUCUGGUCCGUGGACGGCCACAUUCAGAUGGUGAGGGCGCUGCUGAUGGCCGCGCUGUCGGUGGGGAUGUUGGGGUUCAUUCUCAGCCUCAUGGGCAUGGAGUGCACCUUCAUCGGAGGGCGGGACAGGGCCAAGUACCGGAAGAUCUUCAGUGGGGGGGUUUGCCAUAUAACCAGCGGCAUAUUGGCCGCGUCAGGAUACGCUGUCUACGCUAUCCAUGUCUCAGCGGAAUACUUCAACCCAUAUUUUGUCGGAUUAAAGUUUGACCUGGGGACUCCUCUGUUUCUAGGCUGGGUGGGAUCAGCUUUCCAUAUGACAGGGGGGUUGUUCUACCUGUUCUCGGUGGGCAAACUGCUCUGUGAGGGUGAUAGAAAUCCGACGUUCGUCCUUGCACCCCCCGACAUUGAGCGGGACCAGGCCAAGUCCACCACAUCGCUGUCCUCAGUACCUAAUAUCACAUCAAAGAUCAAGGCUCCACCCCCGGCUAAGAUUUCUUCAAAGUCCUCACGCUCCCCUCGGCGUGGGUCCAGAUCCAGGCGCUCCUCGGAGCUGGACGGCCCCAGAAGGUCCUCGGAGCCCAGGAGGAACUCAGAAUCUGGCGGGAGGUCUUCACGGUCUCUUGGGUCAGCGCACCAAGACAGGGAUCAGAGCAGCAGUGGAACGGUGUCAUCUUUAUCCAGCGGGUCUAGGAGCGUCCAUGAGAGAGAACAGUUUAUCAAAAACACCUACAUAUGACCGGGUUCUGGGCACAGGAUGUAUUGGUCAAACUGGACUGACCUGUUAGUGGGCUGUUUUUGACUGGCCCAAACUGAAGUUAUCCAAUUGUAUAUACUGUGAAUUAUGAUCUUGUUUGCAUUUUAUAUAUAAAUAUCAAUGCAUGUGUAUAGAACAUAAUGUUUCCCUGGGAGUGUUUUACUGUCAUAAAAUAAACUCUGCGAUCACAUAAAUGUUUUCCUGUAUAGAUAAUGAUAGUGUGAUUACAGCAGGGCAUUUAUGUAAUGAGUGUGAUUACAGCAGGGAAUUUAUAUAAUGAGUGUGAUUACAGCAGGGUAUUUAUAUAAUGAGUGUGAUUACAGCAGGGCAUUUAUAUAAUGAGUGUGAUUACAGCAGGGCAUUUAUGUAAUGAGUGUGAUUACAGCAGGGAAUUUAUAUAAUGAGUGUGAUUACAGCAGGGUAUUUAUAUAAUGAGUGUGAUUACAGCAGGGCAUUUAUAUAAUGAGUGUGAUUACAGCAGGGUAUUUAUAUAAUGAGUGUGAUUACAGCAGGGCAUUUAUGUAAUGAGUGUGAUUACAGCAGGGCAUUUAUAUAAUGAGUGUGAUUACAGCAGGGUAUUUAUAUAAUGAGUGUGAUUACAGCAGGGUAUUUAUAUAAUGAGUGUGAUUACAGCAGGGCAUUUAUAUAAUAAGUGUGAUUACAGCAGGGAAUUUAUAUAAUGAGUGUGAUUACAGCAGGGCAUUUAUAUAAUGAGUGUGAUUACAGCAGGGCAUUUAUAUAAUGAGUGUGAUUACAGCAGGGCAUUUAUAUAAUGAGUGUGAUUACAGCAGGGCAUUUAUAUAAUGAGUGUGAUUACAGCAGGGCAUUUAUAUAAUGAGUUUGAUUACAGCAGGGCAUUUAUAUAAUGAGUGUGAUUACAGCAGGGUAUUUAUAUAAUGAGUGUGAUUACAGCAGGGCAUUUAUGUAAUGAGUGUGAUUACAGCAGGGCAUUUAUAUAUUUGAUUAAGAUCUUUCUCAGAAAUACAGUGGUCAUUGGCACACAGAAAGGUCGCACCUUGUGUUUUGCUCUGGUUAGCAGAAUGCAUAUACCCUUUUGUUUCCUAUGAAAU
This is a messenger RNA of Esox lucius (northern pike), 2175 nucleotides long. RefSeq names its product claudin-10 (gene cldn10e). The record is from RefSeq and is a predicted model, not a curated record. Gene Ontology annotation, cellular component: bicellular tight junction; plasma membrane. Gene Ontology annotation, biological process: cell adhesion; bicellular tight junction assembly. The transcript is spliced from 5 exons. Lineage: Eukaryota; Metazoa; Chordata; Actinopteri; Esociformes; Esocidae. Gene Ontology annotation, molecular function: structural molecule activity. The coding region runs from base 137 to 1087 and encodes 316 amino acids.